CCCGAAGCAAAUAAUUUGUCGACGAAUGAUUUACUGACGGACAAAUGUUCGGUUCGCCAGAAUAUAAUUAUCGCCCUUGCAUGACUGAGCAAUGAGUUAACUGGCUAGCAAGUUUACUUUAAGCAAAGGCUUAAAAAAAAUGUCCUCGAUAAAGAGACAAAAUGAAAAGGCUAAAACUGCUAUAGUGGCGCUAAAACAGGAAAAUGGAAAUGAUGUCUGUGCGGACUGCAGCAAGCAAGGUAACAGUGUCAAGUUUAGUGAGAUAUGGUUAGAUGUUCCCUAGUGUUAUUAACGAGUUCACUAAUGUAUCCAUACAAAUGGCAAUUAACUGCCGUGGGUAGCUGCGCAGAACCCUAUUCUUGCAAAUGUUGUGAACGAAGCCCUAGAUAAAGGCGGCAAGGUUUCGAACAGACUAAAUGUCUAUUUGUUUUGAACGUCUGUGCCUCGACGAAAGCUGUGCUCUAAUUAAGGUCGUUAAUUAGAGGUGCUAGUUUCUUUCCGUCGUAGUACCAUCAUUUCGCUUUUGUAAUAAGAGGAGUUUUAUAAGCUCUACAACAGGAAGGUAAAUGAAGCCCUGCAUUUGAGCAGACAAACUGAUCAACUCAUAGGGCUCAGACCAAGAAUUACUCUGAAGAAUGAACCGAUGUGACACUUCCUAAUGAGCUUAAGCUUCGAAAUUAGCAUAUAUGGUUUCCCAUUACAGAUCCUAGGUUCACUUGUCUGAAGAAAGGAUUAUUCUUAUGCCAAAACUGUGCUCAAGUCCACACUAGUUUUGGAGGUACAAAUUCAAGGAUCAAAUCUAUUGAUCUGGGAAACUGGAAUGACGAAACUCUACAGGUA
Messenger RNA from Pocillopora meandrina, 840 nucleotides. The record is from the annotation of a GenBank genome assembly. Lineage: Eukaryota; Metazoa; Cnidaria; Anthozoa; Scleractinia; Pocilloporidae.